Letharia columbiana is the source of this 723-nucleotide messenger RNA. RefSeq lists its product as uncharacterized. NCBI's taxonomy places the organism in Eukaryota, Fungi, Ascomycota, Lecanoromycetes, Lecanorales, Parmeliaceae. The transcript is spliced from 2 exons. Gene Ontology annotation, cellular component: mitochondrion; cytoplasm. Gene Ontology annotation, biological process: nucleobase-containing compound metabolic process. Gene Ontology annotation, molecular function: ATP binding; AMP kinase activity. The record is from RefSeq and is a predicted model, not a curated record. The coding region runs from base 1 to 723 and encodes 240 amino acids.
AUGGCCACGAAGGAGUUCAAACGCGCCGCUCGCAUCAUUCUCGUCGGUGCGCCUGGCGUUGGCAAAGGAACACAGGCCGAGCGGCUCAUGAAACGUUUCCCUCAAUUGUCCGCUGUGAGCUCUGGGGAUCUUUUGCGCAAUGCCGUUCGCAAUAAAACGCCCUUGGGCCAAGAAGCAGAAUCCCACAUGCAAUCCGGCUCCUUAGUCCCCGACGACAUGAUCCUCCGCCUCAUUCUCUCUGAAUUGAAAUCCAAAUCUUGGAUCCCACCCAGCACCUCCCUCACCGAUGCCGGCCCCGCCCUCCCCUCCUCCUCCCCCACCGCCUCAUUCAUCCUCGAUGGCUUCCCCCGCACCUCGCCUCAAGCGUCAAAACUCGACUCGCUCAUUCCUAUAAACCUAGUGGUGUCACUAAUCACUCCGGUCAACAUCAUUCUGGGUAGGAUAGCGAAUCGAUGGGUGCAUGCGCCGAGUGGGAGGGUUUAUAAUACGGGCUUUAAUAAACCGAGGGUGGAGGGGAGGGAUGAUGUGACGGGGGAAGCGCUGACGAAGAGGGAGGAUGAUGGGGAGGAGACUUGGAAGGCUAGACUGAAGAAGUUUGAGGAGACCAGCGAGCCUCUGCUAGAGCAUUAUGAGAGACAAGGGGUGCUGUGGAGGGUAGAGGGUAACAGUAGUGAUGAGAUUAGUCCAAAGCUUUUUGGGGAGUUUGAGAGUAGGUUUUGUUGA